CGCAUGCGCGAGCAGGCAGCUGCUUGAGUGUUUCCGCUCUCCUAAAAUAAAGAGCCGAGGACGAGGAAGCAGAUCGCGGCACCGAGGAACAACAACACACUCGACCAAAACGGAUCUACCCGGCCUUUAAUCUCGCUUCUCUCCACCUCCGACUCUCUCCGUGUUCCCCCACAUUGGCGUUCAUGGCUCGAGUGUGAGCCGCCGCCGCCGCUGCUGCUCACCUUUACGUUGGUUAAGCCGUAAAGGACUCCCUGGUUGCCGGAGGAAAAGAUGUGCAAUGGAAUGGUAGCUGUCGAGACGAGAGCCCUGUCCUCCUUGGCCUGCUCUGGAUCCCACAGGCUGGCUGCCUCCCUGCUCCUCCUGCUCUUUUCCCUCCUCCCUCAUGGUCACGCUUCAGGGUGUGCACGACCUUCUGGCGUGCAGCACGGGGUCCUGCGGAACACCACCGAGGCCAACAGAGGCUCCUUUCCUCCGGGGACCCUGCUGUCGUACGGCUGUGAGCCCGGCUACAUCGCUGAUGGACCCACAAGCGUUAUAUGCACCAGCACUGGCACCUGGUCUGCUGACCCGCCGCGCUGCGUCAGAAGCAAUGUCUGUCCGCCUCCGACCGAGCCAGAGAACGGCGGCUACCGCUGCCACCCCUCCCACUGCCUGCGCCUCGCACACAAGACUGUCAUUGAGUACUUCUGCGACGAAGGCUACACGCUGAAGGGCGACUACAAGUUCCUCACCUGCCAGAACGGAGAGUGGGACGGCCCCAUGCAGAUCAGCUGCCGACUCGCUCAAGACAAGGAGCCAAGCUCACCGCAAGGAAUCCCUGCUGUGUCCAUCGUGGUGUCCACCACCAGCUCGGUGAUUCUAAUUCUGCUUCUAAUCGUCCUCUUCGUCCUUGUACAGCCCAAGCUCAAGUCCUUCCACCACAGCAGGAGAGAACAAGGGGUCUCUGGGCAGUCGGGCUCCAUCAUGGUUGAGGGGGUCCAGGUGACGCUCCCCUCCUACGAGGAGGCCGUGUACGGAAGCGGUGGACCGUGCGAAGCCUCGGGUCCUCCAUCCCCUCCUCCACCACCUCCUCAGGCCCCUCCAGAAUCCCGAGUGCCCAUCGUCCUCUCAGAGGGACUCCCUCAAGGGGCCACAGGCGGUGUGGGCCCCAGCAGAACCCGCCACCACAGAGACUAUGACUUCUGCCUCCCUUCCACCUCCUCCUCGUCCUCGUCCUCACCCCGCCGCCACGCAGAGACAGUGCUUGUUCACCAGGCCCCCUGUUUUUCCUCCUCAUCGUGGGCCAGAGAGCACCCUGGCGGCGCCUGUGCAGCCCCGCUACCGCUCCGCAGAGACUCUGAGAGCAGUGACCAACACAGUCUUCUCUCCGUCACCUCUAUGGAUGAGUUUUCUGAUGAUAUUCCCCUGCUGAAGGAAGCAUGAAGCCUGCCAGCCGGCCAUCAGCAGCAGAGCAUCCACCCCACCCCAGCUCACCUCACCCCGUCCCUGUCUCUCACUGCUGACCGGGACUGUCCGUGGCUGUCACUUCCACCCCCCCACCCCGCACUCUGCCAGCAGCCAGCAGGGGAUGAGACUAGACUCCUAUACCUCCUCAAAGCCAUCGGCAAGCAAUGACAGACAACUGGGUGCCUGCUCAGUAAUCGUCUUCUGUACGAGUGAGAAAGUUGUGAACCACCAUCAAACGCUGGCCGCCUCCCCAUCAACACCGAGGCUUCGUGAAGAGAAGGCCGGCAACAGAGACGACUUUGUCUGGGAUUACUGUGAAUACACAAAACACACGUUUGCUCCUGGCGCUGAGGGCGUUUGGAAUCGUCUUCCUGCUGUACUUGAAAAGUUGUGAGUGGCGGCAGGGUUUUCUGGCCCGAUUUGUAAAUGCUGCAUGUUUGUUUUUCUUUCAAGCUUUUCUUUUUGUUCUUCGCUGUCUCAGCACGGACGGUCCGCUCUGUAUGAAGCAUGAAGUCUCCACCGACUCUUCAGCCAGCUUCUCUGUUGACACCGCAGGAGCCGCUAAUAUCACACACCGUGUCAGCGCCGCACCUACUCGUCAGGCUUUCGUCACGGCCGGAAUUAGAAGGUGCUGCACGUCCAGCCAGUGAUUCCCAGAGCGAGGCUAUUCUGGCUCCACUUGCACAUGCCGAGUGUUUAAACCACGGCUGACUCACACAAGCCAAAGUCGACAUGCGUUAUUUGGUAAAUAUUCUUCACGCUUUACACUUACGUCAUACGAGGCAACCAAACCCUUUCAACAAACUUGGCCACAAAAAUCUUUAACCAUAGGACCUGUUCAAGUGUUUUCGUCCGUUAUUCGUCAAGUCAAGAGUGUCAUCUGGAAAACUCUGUGUCUUAUUUAUUGUACCCAUAAGCAGAUGAGUGGACCCUUGCUCAGUCUUAAACACAGAAACGAAAAGAAAUCACCAACAAGACUAGCAUAUUUAUUCUGUUAAAAUAUUCUUGUCCCGUUGAGCGAGCUGUAAAAAUGUCUUAAAAUAACGACUCAGCUAGCUUAUUGCAACAGUGCUAACUAGACGUGAGUCGCUGUUGAUUUUGCAGUGUCAUUUAGCAAUACGAAAUGAAUAGCGCCGAUGCUAAUGCUGACUCUUCUGUGUUGUUUGUGUGGCCAUGCAAGGGGCCUCCAUUUUGGAUCGACUUUAACAAGUUAGCUUGAAUUGAAUUUACUUAAAAAGAGUAAAAAAUGCGACAACUGAUGGGUUACUAAUCCGAUAGCUAGUGUGCGUCUGUUGCAUUCCUUCCUCGUCCAGCUCCUGCCAGUUUGUUGAGCAGUCCGUUAUACCAUUUUACGGGCUGCACAUCUUGACAUGAGCCCGUUCGCUUCAUGCUAACAUGCCAUCGCCACUGUCCCGUUGACCCCGACUUGGCUGGCAAAGUCUCCCCACAAGACCUGCACCUACUUUCAUGUGAUCCCCAAAUGUGUGUUUGUGUGUGUUAUUGACACAACUGCAGCUGGUUGCAGUGAAAUAAUGAGCUCAGAUUGAAUCCCUUCAUUAGUCGUUUUUUUUUUUUUUUUUUUUUAAAUUGCCCCUUUGCUGGAUGAGCCGGUCACCGUUGUAACAGCGCGGCUGUAAUGGAUCCCGAAAAUGACUUUUCGAGAAAGGAAUGCUUUAUUUCACAUUUGUGUUGUUAAUGCAAACAGAUUGUUGCCUUAGAUUUGUACAUUCUUUUUCUGUCUUGUAUAUUCUGUAGCCUCCUCGCUGGUUGCUUUUCAAUAUGUUCAGUUUAUUCCCCAAAGGCCUUACUCCACAUUCUUUUUCUAUUCUAUGCAUAAACUUGUAUGUUUAUCGAUGAGUUUGUUGUGGACACGACUGAAAGAAUGUCCAUUAUCUCUGCUUUUCUUUCAGGCUACUAAUGAUGGACGUUUAAGCACCAGAAAUCUCUUCACUUUUAUUUUUCUAACUGGCAUUAAAGGUGGCUGAUGUUUGUGUUAGGAGCGCCGUUGUACGGCGUUGCUUCCCCAGGUUGAGAGAAAAAAAAAACUUGAGUUCAAUGCUUUCGGAUUUUCCUCUGUACAUGGCAGUGGGUGUGAAAAUAGUAAUUUAAUAUUUGUAUAAAGUUUUAAUUUAAUUUUACAGUGUGUAUAUAACUUUCUAAUUAAAGCUUUCUUUUGAAUGUGCAA
Synchiropus splendidus (mandarinfish) is the source of this 3631-nucleotide messenger RNA. RefSeq names its product sushi domain containing 6 (gene susd6). The coding region runs from base 271 to 1422 and encodes 383 amino acids. The transcript is spliced from 7 exons. The record is from RefSeq and is a predicted model, not a curated record. Lineage: Eukaryota; Metazoa; Chordata; Actinopteri; Syngnathiformes; Callionymidae.